Callorhinus ursinus (northern fur seal) is the source of this 2138-nucleotide messenger RNA. It is a transcript of the gene ESR2, whose product is annotated as estrogen receptor 2. Gene Ontology annotation, biological process: regulation of DNA-templated transcription; estrogen receptor signaling pathway; cellular response to estradiol stimulus. Gene Ontology annotation, cellular component: nucleus. Gene Ontology annotation, molecular function: zinc ion binding; nuclear estrogen receptor activity; steroid binding. Lineage: Eukaryota; Metazoa; Chordata; Mammalia; Carnivora; Otariidae. The record is from RefSeq and is a predicted model, not a curated record.
UGAGAACAUUAUAAUGUCCCUUUGUGCCUCUUCUCACAAAGAGUUUCCUCAGCUGUUACCUGUUCAAGACAUGGAUAUCAAAAACUCACCAUCUAGCCUUAGCUCUCCGGCUUCCUACAACUGCAGUCAAUCUGUCCUACCCGUGGAGCACGGCCCCAUAUAUAUACCUUCCUCCUAUGUAGAGAGCCACCAUGAAUAUUCUGCCAUGACGUUCUAUAACCCUGCUGUGAUGAAUUACAGUAUUCCCAGCAGUGCCAAUAACUCAGAAGGUGGACCCGGUCGACAGAACACAAGCCCAAAUGUGUUGUGGCCAACUCCUGGACACCUCUCUCCCUUAGCAAUCCAUUGCCAGUCGUCACUUCUGUAUGCAGAACCUCAAAAGAGUCCUUGGUGUGAAGCAAGAUCACUAGAACCCACCUUACCUGUAAACAGAGAGACACUGAAAAGGAAAGUUAGUGGGAGCAGUUGUGCCAGCCCUGUUACUAGUCCAAGUUCAAAGAGGGAUGCUCACUUCUGUGCGGUCUGCAGCGAUUAUGCAUCUGGAUAUCACUAUGGAGUCUGGUCUUGUGAAGGAUGUAAGGCCUUUUUUAAAAGAAGCAUUCAAGGACAUAAUGAUUACAUUUGCCCAGCUACAAAUCAGUGUACGAUAGAUAAGAAUCGGCGCAAAAGCUGCCAGGCCUGCCGACUUCGGAAGUGCUAUGAAGUGGGGAUGGUGAAGUGUGGCUCCCGGAGAGAAAGGUGUGGGUACCGUGUUAUGCGAAGGCAGAAAAGUUCGGAUGAGCAGCUGCACUGCCUGAGCAAAACCAAGAAAAAUGGUGGACACGUGACCCGAGUGAAGGAGCUGCUGCUGAGCGCCCUGAGCCCGGAGCAGCUGGUGCUCACGCUACUGGAGGCGGAGCCGCCCCACGUGCUCGUGAGCCGCCCCAGCACGCCCUUCACCGAGGCCUCCAUGAUGAUGUCCCUGACCAAGCUGGCCGACAAGGAGCUGGUGCACAUGAUAGGCUGGGCCAAGAAAAUUCCAGGUUUUGUGGAGCUCAGUCUCUACGACCAAGUGCGCCUCUUGGAGAGCUGCUGGAUGGAGGUGCUGAUGGUGGGGCUGAUGUGGCGUUCCAUUGAUCACCCGGGCAAGCUCAUCUUUGCUCCAGACCUCGUUCUGGACAGGGAUGAGGGGAAAUGCGUCGAAGGAAUUCUGGAAAUCUUCGACAUGCUCUUGGCAACAACUUCAAGGUUCCGUGAGUUAAAACUCCAACACAAAGAGUAUCUCUGUGUCAAGGCCAUGGUCCUCCUCAACUCCAGUAUGUACCCUUUAGCUGCGGCAACCCAGGAGGCUGAGAGCAGCCGGAAGCUGACUCACUUGCUGAACGCAGUGACCGACGCUCUGGUCUGGGUGAUUGCCAAGAGCGGGAUUCCCUCCCAGCAGCAGCCCGUGCGCCUGGCUAACCUCCUGAUGCUCCUUUCUCACGUUAGACAUGCCAGUAACAAGGGCAUGGAACACCUGCUUAACAUGAAAUGCAAGAACGUGGUCCCAGUCUACGACCUGCUGCUGGAGAUGCUGAAUGCGCACACGCUUCGCGGGCACAAGUCCUCGCUCACCGGGGCCGAGUGCAGCCCAGCAGAGGAGAGUAAGCGCAGGGAGGGCUCCCAGAAGCCCCCGUCUCAGUGAUGCCCAGUCCCAGGCGAAGAGGCCACAGAGGAGGUCAGAGGCUGCAGUGUGAACUCCAGUGCAAACCGUGAGCUCCAUCCGGGAGUGGACAGCCUUCACCGUCUUGCUCGUGUGUGGUCCCUCAUUUGGUUAUGGCAGGCCCAGUCAUGUACCGUCCUUCACCCGACCUCCCCACUUCCCGGGAGUCAGGGUGAGAAAGCUGCAGUGUUCCUUGGUACCAUGGGGCAUGUUCGAAUGUGGACUUUACCUCUUACUCGGCCUCAUAGGAUCUUAGUGUGGUCCCUUUCUUACUUCCCAUCUCCCUUCCACCCCUCUGGAAAACAUGUUAAAGGUUUGGGAAUGAAUGGUGGGAAUCCGCUGUGGAAGGUUUGUACAGUAGAGAGGGAAGAGGCUGGGGCCCUUAUAGGAAGUGGACCAAGCUUUACUGUGCAACCUAACCUGCCCUCAGACCUCCGUUUGCUCUCUUCAGGGCCAC